Annulohypoxylon truncatum is the source of this 1012-nucleotide messenger RNA. RefSeq names its product PTPLA-domain-containing protein. The record is from RefSeq and is a predicted model, not a curated record. Gene Ontology annotation, cellular component: endoplasmic reticulum membrane. Bases 209 to 907 code for a protein of 232 amino acids. The transcript has 3 exons. Gene Ontology annotation, biological process: very long-chain fatty acid biosynthetic process; sphingolipid biosynthetic process; fatty acid elongation. Gene Ontology annotation, molecular function: 3-hydroxyacyl-CoA dehydratase activity. Lineage: Eukaryota; Fungi; Ascomycota; Sordariomycetes; Xylariales; Hypoxylaceae.
GGUGUAGCUGAGCUCAGUGAGCUGUAGCCCUGUCGGUAGUAGUAGCGUCAGUAGUCCCUUGCAUCGGUCUAGUCGAUGGACCCCAACCGAUUUUCAGCUCCCCACCUGCCAACAAGAUAAGGUACAUAGCUUAAUUCUUCCCACAACAUCGAUUCUUCCCUUCUCUCUGCUUCACAUACCAGCUAUUAAACGUCGACGAUCAGUCAGUAUGGCCGACACUGCGAAACCCACCAAGAAGGCAUCGCCUAUCAAGAACGGCUACCUGAUCCUUUACAAUGCUGUGUCUGCCGUCCUCUGGCUGACCGUGCUUGGCCGCGUCGUCGGCGCGAACGCAACAGGUGGACCUCUGUUGGUAUACCCGACAGUCGGCGAAUUCUGCAAAUGGACGCAGACCUUGGCUGGUAUGGAGGUCUUGCACUCGAUACUAGGCGUCGUCCGUGCCCCCUUCUUCACGACAUUCAUGCAAGUCUUUAGUCGAUACGCGAUCGUAUGGGGCGUAACCGGCCUCUUUCCCGAACUCGCCCUCGGUAGCGAUAGCGGUGACACCUACUCGAGCCUGGCCUAUUCGUCGAUGCUAGUCGCCUGGGCUACGACCGAGAUAAUCCGGUACUCCUAUUUUGCGCUGGGUUUGUCGUCGGGUGGAAAGCCGCCGUACGUCCUGCACUGGCUGCGAUACCACGCCUUCUUUAUCCUCUAUCCUGUCGGUAUAUCUAGCGAGGCGUACCUGAUCUGGCGUGCUGUUGAGCCUGCUAAGGAGGCGGUCAGCCCGUUGUACUCGACGGUGCUUUUUGGAUACGUGGCGUUGGUGUACCCUCCGUCGGCUUAUAUCCUAUACACGCAUAUGAUGGCUCAAAGAAGGAAGGUUAUGAAGGGAACUAAGACGUCGGACAAGAAGGCUUCAAAAUAGAGCUGGACAUCCUUUGCCAUAUAUCACAACGCCACAACAGUACAUCGAGCUCUAAUGCCAUUUGGGUGAAAUAAUAUAUUCAUGGAUACCCUAGAAGGAUAGAGU